AGAUCGUACAUGAGGACGUAACGUACAAACGCUCCUGUGAGCUUAUUUAUGAAAAUAGCGAUGUUAGUGACUAAUCAGCUGAGAAAGAAAACAGAGGCGCACAGCUGACACCCGCCAUUGAUGCUCCACGCCGCACGCUGUCAUGACCAGCUGAGUUCAUUAUUUCCCUUGCUGAAGGCAACAAACACCUUGAUAAAUUCAAGAAAGCACUCGAAGAAAAUGGAGGUGACCAGUUUGCGUGCCCUGGAUGAUGAAGGACUGCUAACUCGAAUGGGGAGACGAAUGGCUGAGUUUCCUCUUGAGCCCAAUCUUGCCAAAAUGUUGAUCAUGUCAGUUCACUUACAGUGCUCAAAUGAGAUCCUUACCAUCGUCUCUAUGCUGUCUGUACAAAAUGUAUUCUACAGAUGCUUCGAACGAAGGGUGAGGGGGCUUCUCUCCUUCAGGACUCUGUAAGUGGCCUCUGGGACAGCCAAGAGAAGUCUCUCCAUAUCAACAUCCUGGAACUCAGGGCAAUUUGCCUGGGGCUCCAACACUUUGUGGAUGUGCUGUGGAAUUCUGUUGGUUUCCUUUGACACCACCACGGCACUUGCGUAAGAAAGUUGUCUCCAGUUGUUAGUUAAGAAAUUGUUUUUAUGGGGCUAUAAAAAAAAAAAAAAAAAAAAAAAAAAAAAAAGUCCAUAAGGUAAAAAUUAUGGUAAUAAAACACCACAAAAAAGAUGAGAAUCUGUUCAAGGAUAACUAAGAAAUCUACUGCAGAUCUACAAUGAAUAUCCCUUAAAUAAGUUGUCGCUACUAUUCACUGUAAUCUGGCAUUAGCCAGAUUAACAGUUUAACAGGAGGUUGUAUGGUUAUACAAACAUACUACCACAUCAAAGUCAGAAUAGGUUGACAUGCAUGUUGUAAUUAAACUAAAUGAUAUUCUGAACACAUUACAGGUGGAUUUCAUCCAAGUUAUUCAAUGGCAAUACAGUUAUAAUAGUUUAAAGAAAACCAUGUUAUAAUUCCUUACUUUUUUAUAAGAUUUGAUAAGGAAAACAAGCAAUUUUACUUACUGGCACACACUGCUUAAAAUUCACCACAAUAUCAAGACAACAUGUACUGGCUGUACACUAUCAUCAACUAGUAUUAAUAUACUCUUACACACCACUCAUUCACAUAUCAGAAGAUAGCCCAAUUUGUGUUGAUAUACAUGGGACUCCUAACAUACCAGUACCACAGCUACAGAAACUAGUCCAACUUGUGUUGAUAUACUCAGACAUGGGACACUCAACAUACCAGUACCACAGCUACAGAAACUAGCCUAACUUGUGUGGAAUGGGACCCUUAGACAUACCAGUACAGUUACAGAAUAUAGCCAAACUUGUGGAAAAGUUUGGGAAUGAAAGGGAAGCUGCAGCAUGUUCAUUACACAUAACACAUUACCAACAGAUACCUUACUGAAAGACUGUUUAGCACCUACUCAUGUAAUGCUCCAGUCUUAGCAACCCUUGACAAUUAUAUCAAACAAACAUUGGAAAUGUUACAUUAUAUAUUUUGUUAAAGUACUUUUUCAUCUUUCACUCAGCCACUACUAGUCUUGUUUGUCAUAUGUUUAUGUGAUGUUAAAGAUGAUGAGAAUGUCUAUGGUUAUUUGAAUGUCACUGACAGACAUCAGAGGAAUGCGUGACUGUAAUACGUGUUCUCUCUCAUGUUAUGUCCCAACUCCAUCAUGUGAACUGAU
Molecule: messenger RNA, 1720 nt
Organism: Portunus trituberculatus (swimming crab)
Lineage: Eukaryota; Metazoa; Arthropoda; Malacostraca; Decapoda; Portunidae
Product: ATP-dependent RNA helicase DHX8-like
Exons: 4
Coding region: 121-453 (110 amino acids)
Biological process (GO): spliceosomal complex disassembly
Cellular component (GO): catalytic step 2 spliceosome; intracellular anatomical structure
Molecular function (GO): RNA binding
Source: RefSeq, a predicted model, not a curated record